Eruca vesicaria subsp. sativa (arugula) is the source of this 261-nucleotide messenger RNA. Lineage: Eukaryota; Viridiplantae; Streptophyta; Magnoliopsida; Brassicales; Brassicaceae. The record is from the annotation of a GenBank genome assembly.
AUGGCUUCCAAUCCAGACAAGAAUCUGUCUCCUUCAGAUGAGAAAACCGGUUCAACAGAGGAGAGCAAGACUCCUAAACCGGAAUCAAUAGCCUCUGGGGGUUCACCUUCUUCAGCUAACCCUCCAUGCUUGAAUUUCAAUGCUUUUGAUUUCUCUAACAUGGCUGGUAUCCUCAACACUCUAGAGACUUGUAAAUUGGUUAAUAAAUACUCCGUUGCAAUAAUACAACUCCUUUACUUGUUCUGUUUUGUCCAUGUGUAA